Molecule: messenger RNA, 732 nt
Organism: Batrachochytrium dendrobatidis JAM81
Lineage: Eukaryota; Fungi; Chytridiomycota; Chytridiomycetes; Rhizophydiales
Exons: 1
Coding region: 1-732 (243 amino acids)
Source: RefSeq, a predicted model, not a curated record
AUGGCAUCGAUUCAACCAACUGUCCAGGUCAUAGCGAUUGUCAGAAAAUAUCUCAUUCCAUUUGUCCGUACGGUUCAUCCAGACUUUUUUGGCUCAGUUCCACGCAAACAGGCCAUUAACCAAACCUCAUUACAAACCGUCAACUCGAUUGUUGGAAGGAUUGAAGACAACAAAGCCAACCAUGACAACAUGUUAACCAAACCGGUAGAAGUCGAGUUUUAUCUUUUGAAUCAAGAGAAAAGUGUCUGUCACUCGUUGGGUAUGCAUGUUCGUCCCAGUGGGCUACAGCAAGGUAUACAUACAUAUCAAGAACUCCAUUCUACCACCCAAACACCAUCUAUCGAGAAAAAGGACACAGUGACUACAUAUCAUGCUGGAUCAGACGAUCAGUACCUACUUGAACAGCAUCAGAAAAAGAUACAAUCGCAGUAUGUGCAUAUCACUCCAUUGAUGAUGCGAAGCGUUGCUGAUAAGGAUCAAAUGGAUCUGCAUCGAUUUCUAACAGCACGAUCAUUACUGUCGUUAUUUGGAGCAGCUGGACAAGGUCUUUGUGUCGAUGACAUUGCUAGGAUUGAGAAUGGAAUUAAACGAAUGAUUGGUAUGGGUGAUGAGAAUGCAUUUAGAACGUAUCCAAGAUCGAGCAACCGAAAGAAUCCAAAAGAACGAUUUGGCAAUCUGCUGAAACAGGACAUUGCAAGAACUGACCGAAUUGUGUGUGAUAUUCAAGAAUAG